Paraglomus brasilianum is the source of this 746-nucleotide messenger RNA. Lineage: Eukaryota; Fungi; Glomeromycota; Glomeromycetes; Paraglomerales; Paraglomeraceae. The record is from the annotation of a GenBank genome assembly.
AGUUUGAUGAAUUUCUAAGAGUCAAUCACCCUGACCAGCGUAGAUUAGCUGCAUUCUUGGCUGCUGAAGGUGCACUGCAAUCUGAUCCACUGAACGAAGGGAUAAACUUCAAAAUUUCGUCACCUCUUGUGGACAUGUUAAUCCAGCAACUUGUCAUUCCAAAAGCAUAUCCUAAUGCUCCUUCAAUACUUAUUCCAAAUCGAGCUGAUGGUUCUUUGGACACGUGGAGGGUUUUGAAGGAAUGUUUCCAGUUCUUUGACAAAGACCUCCUGAGAAUAGCAACUGCCCUCUCCUACAAAUCCUCUGAAGUGCAUGUUAGGGGUCGUACAAAAUUACAAGUUCCAAGAGAGAGUGUGUACAAUACAGAACUCAUAAGGCUCUUAACAAAUUGGCUUGGAAAUGAGAAGCACAAGUACUGCGAUGUAGUUAUCAAAAAGAAGGAUAAACCAACAAUUCUUCUGGAACUUCUGGCCUCUGGAAAUGAAGACACUAUUCAAGCCCAUAUUGACAAAACACCCAGGUAUAAGUCACUGGCAUCUGCUGAUGAGGCUUGGAUUGUUCACUACACAUGUGAGGAUGGAUAUCUGGAUGGGGUGAAACCAUAUUGGGAUGAAAAGGCAAUAAUGCAAGGCAUUAACAUGGUGCAUUUCUGGCAUGACUUGGAGUUUACAACUGCACGUAUGAGUGCUUUCUGGAAGGAUGAAAAUGGCAUGCUGCAAAAGGAUUUUCAGCAAUGGACCAUCUAA